CAGAUACAGACCCUAUUAUUGACUGGUACUAGAGUUUCACGUCGGAGUGGAGCGUGUCGAAAGAGGCUGAGGACACGCGCACGGCGUGAUGCAAGCCUUGCUAAGCCAAACAAGAACCUCCUCAAGCCUGACGCAAGCAUUCAUAGCAGUAUCGGAAUGGCCUAUCAGAGGAGACGGAUUUGCUCAGACACGACUUCACUGGGGCAAUCUCGCCACAUGCCCACCCGAGCCGUGAGGCUUGGCACCCAUAUGUCCUCACAUGUCUUCAGCCCAGGAGAGCCAAGACAACCACGAUGGUCUAGUACAGCACAGUACACGUUGCAAGUCGACGCAUUGAUCGUCCCUCAGGCGUACGGCCCACAUGUCGCCCUACACGCAUCUUCGAAGGCGAAGGAAAAAAAAAGUUGACAGGACAAGUAUAAGGGCUCGCUCGCCGCAAGGAAAGGAGAGCAUCAAUGGACUCUACAAUCAUUCUCAUCAGUACUGUCGCGCUUCUUCUUAGCCUCUCUCUAUCAAGAUGGCCCCGCUCACCAAGUUCGCUGCGCUCGCAGCUGCAUGUGUAAUGCCAGCCUUUGCACAUCCUGGCGAGAAGCACGAUCACCACAAAGUCGAGCGCGAGAUCGUGGCCCGUGAACAUUGGGCACAUCAAGGAAAACGAGCUCUUGACUCCUGCUCUAAAUCCGCUGAGGCACGACGUUUCGCUAUCCGCAAUGCUGAGCGCCGUGCAAAGGUUGCUCGAGAGCUGCGACAGAAGCGUGGCAUCACCACUUCCGGCAAGACUAUCAAACGUGCAACCGAGCUUGAACGCCGCAAUGCCACUGAUCUGGCCAAGUGGGAAGCCAUAGAUCACAACAAGACCGGCAUCUACAAUUACGACGUCGCAGCUCAAGAGGCCGACAUCUUCGACGCUGUGACAUCCCCCACCUUGGCACCAACAAUCACUGAUGGCCCUUACUACGUGUGGGGAGAGUUGAUCAGAUCCAACGUCGUUGAAUCAGAAUGUUCCGAUGGCAUCCCUCUUCAUCUCGAGGUUCAAUACUACGACAUCGAAACUUGCAAGCCCAUCCCGAAUGUCUACGUGGAUAUCUGGAAUGCCAAUGCAACUGGCGUUUACAGUGGCGUCUCAGUUUCAGGAAACUAUGCAUCUGGUGGCUACAACUCAACGUAUCUUCGAGGUAUCCAGGGCACUGAUCAAGAUGGCGUCGCAACAUUCGAUACGAUUUUCCCCGGUCACUACGACGGCCGUGCAACUCACACUCACCUCCUCUCUCACAUGAACGUUUCCGUUCUGCCGAAUAAUGCUCUGCUCGUUGGCUCCGGAUCCGUCACGCACAUCGGCCAGCUGUUCUGGAACGAGGUCCUUCGCACUGCAGUCGAGGAGACAGAAUACUACUCUGGCAACACCCAGGCUGUGACGUCCAAUGCUGAGGAUAUGUGGUCUGUGCUGCAAGCGGAUUCGAGCUAUGAUCCUUUCCCUGAAUUUGUGUAUUUGGGCGAUUCGAUUGAAGAUGGGCUUUUUGCUUGGAAGCAAAUUGGGUUGAAUACUUCGGCGGAUUGGAAGGAGGAUGAUUAUUAUAGCAUUGCGGCUUACUUGCAGGCUGAUGGAGGGCAUGCGAAUGCUGAUAGUGGGUUUGUUGGUGGUGGAGGCGGUGGUGCUGGGAAUGGGACGAUGCCUUCUGGGGCGGUGGCUGCGGGGAGUGCUGCGCCGGCUGUUUGAGGUGAGCAAUGAUGGAGGAGAGAGGACGAUGGGCGGUGCAGUGCUUGAUGCGGUAGGGCCUCGAGAGGGAUGGCAGGGAAUGCAUUAGCUGCGAUGAUCAAUGAUCGAUCAUGUUGCACGACUUCAGUAGCAUGUGAUCUGGAGUACCUAGCCCAAGCUGUAGCUAACACAGAGGGUGGUACAUGCCGAAAUUUGGCAACGAGCUGCGUUGGCCUGCAGUUGACUAGAUCACGCGCACAGGUCGAUA
Messenger RNA from Cercospora beticola, 1964 nucleotides. RefSeq names its product intradiol ring-cleavage dioxygenase. Lineage: Eukaryota; Fungi; Ascomycota; Dothideomycetes; Mycosphaerellales; Mycosphaerellaceae. Gene Ontology annotation, molecular function: oxidoreductase activity, acting on single donors with incorporation of molecular oxygen, incorporation of two atoms of oxygen; ferric iron binding. The record is from RefSeq and is a predicted model, not a curated record.